This is a messenger RNA of Syngnathoides biaculeatus (alligator pipefish), 494 nucleotides long. It is a transcript of the gene cd59b, whose product is annotated as CD59 molecule (CD59 blood group). Bases 55 to 435 code for a protein of 126 amino acids. The transcript is spliced from 3 exons. The record is from RefSeq and is a predicted model, not a curated record. NCBI's taxonomy places the organism in Eukaryota, Metazoa, Chordata, Actinopteri, Syngnathiformes, Syngnathidae.
ACGCGUCCGUGCGCUUUGCGUGUCGAGUCGGCUGCAGCAGAAGAAGAAGACACGAUGCUACGCGCAGACCGAGUCCCGGUCCCGGUCCUGAUGAUGAUGAUGAUGAUGACGGCGACCUUCGUGCAGCCAGGCGACGCUCUCCGCUGCUACAAGUGCUCCGACUACACCGGCCGAUGCGACGACGUCCGCGAGUGCACGUACGAGGACGCCUGCCUGACCCUCAGCGUCCAAGGCGGCAAGACGGUGCGCCAGUGUAUCCGCUACACGGACUGCGACAACUCUCGCCUGUCUCAGAUGUUUCCAUCCAUGUCGUCGUUUUCCUACCGCUGCUGCAACAACAACUUGUGCAACUCCAGCGGGGCGGCGGGCGUGGCCACGUCCGGCCCGCUGCUGCUGAUUGGCUGGCUGCUGAGCGCGCUCGUCCCCUGGCUGUGAGGUCACGUGACCUACGGGUGGGACGUCAAUAAAGACAAAAAAAGCAAAACGUUUGUCCU